Molecule: messenger RNA, 14897 nt
Organism: Diabrotica virgifera virgifera (western corn rootworm)
Lineage: Eukaryota; Metazoa; Arthropoda; Insecta; Coleoptera; Chrysomelidae
Gene: CASK
Product: peripheral plasma membrane protein CASK
Exons: 11
Coding region: 226-1572 (448 amino acids)
Biological process (GO): regulation of neurotransmitter secretion
Cellular component (GO): plasma membrane; cell-cell junction
Molecular function (GO): signaling receptor binding
Source: RefSeq, a predicted model, not a curated record
GUUCAUUGGUGCGACCAGCCAGGAAGAUCUUCUGAUCCGGUUACGCCUGUUGGAGGACCUCUUCGUACUCUCGAAAGUCCCUUUCACAGUAGUUGCCCUGUACAUAGCCCCUUCAGGUAUCGGUUCCUCAACGGUGGGAUUGACCACCAUCAUCUGCAUCAUCCUCAUCAGUCCCUUUUGCAAGCGCAUGAUGUGGUGGCACACGAAGUGUACGGCGAGGAAGCCAUGCGAGUCACGCCACCGCCUCUUCUUCCAUACCUUAAUGGCGGUGACGAUCUGGACGGCCCGAAUGGCGAGAUCGAGAUGGAAAACGUGACCAGAGUUCGGUUGGUUCAGUUCCAGAAAAAUACAGAUGAACCAAUGGGUAUUACCCUUAAAAUGAACGAAGACGGCAAAUGCAUAGUUGCGAGGAUAAUGCACGGAGGGAUGAUUCAUAGGCAAGCAACCCUCCAUGUAGGCGAUGAAAUUAGAGAAAUCAAUGGUAUUCCAGUUAUUAAUCAAUCAGUCAAUGCGCUUCAAAAAAUUCUCAGGGAAGCACGGGGAUCGGUGACGUUUAAAAUAGUACCUUCUUACAGAAGUGCGCCACCGCCUUGUGAGUUGUUCCGGAUAAAACCGCUGCCUGUUUUAAUAUUCGUUAGAGCGCAGUUUGAUUAUGAUCCAUUGGAAGACGACCUUAUUCCAUGUGCACAAGCUGGUAUUGCCUUUAAGACUGGUGAUAUUCUUCAAAUUAUUAGUAAAGACGACCAUCAUUGGUGGCAAGCGAGGAAAGACAAUGCUGCUGGUUCGGCGGGUCUUAUUCCUUCACCUGAAUUGCAGGAGUGGAGGGCCGCUUGCGCGGCAAUGGAGAAAACGAAACAGGAACAAGUGAAUUGCUCAAUAUUUGGUCGUAAGAAAAAACAAUAUAAGGACAAAUAUUUGGCGAAGCAUAAUGCCGUUUUUGACCAAUUAGAUUUAGUUACUUAUGAGGAGGUUGUGAAACUACCCAUGACCGAUCCGGCGUUUCAAAGGAAAACAUUGGUGUUGCUUGGUGCUCAUGGAGUAGGACGGAGGCAUAUAAAGAAUACUUUAAUAGCCAAACACCCGGAUGAAUACGCUUAUCCUAUACCGCAUACAACGAGGCAACCCAGGGCAGAUGAAGAAAAUGGCAGAAAUUACUUUUUCGUCUCUCACGACGAGAUGAUGGCCGACAUAGCCGCUAACGAGUACUUGGAAUAUGGUACUCAUGAAGACGCCAUGUACGGCACUAAAUUAGAUACUAUUAGAAAAAUACAUCAAGAUGGCAAAAUAGCCAUACUAGAUGUGGAACCACAAGCACUCAAGGUGCUACGUACUGCUGAGUUCUCACCAUAUGUUGUGUUCAUUGCUGCCCCUGCUUUACAAAACAUAGCAGAUUUCGAUGGUAGUUUGGAACGAUUAGCCAAGGAAUCUGAUAUGCUUCGCCACGCGUACGGGCAUUACUUCGAUCUAUCUAUAAUAAAUAAUGAUAUAGAUGAGACGAUAGCCGCUCUAGAGUCUGCGAUCGAACAUGCUCAAACAACACCACAGUGGAUCCCCGUGUCUUGGGUCUACUGACAGGAGCAGUCUCCGGAUUCGGGCUCGUACCAAAAUUUCUGAGCCCGCUUCCUCAGAAGCCUACCCACACCUAACGACAAUGAAGUAACGAAUGGAGUAGGAUGGUAGAUAAUUGACUGUAGAUAAGUCUAACAAGACAACUAAGAGACUCAUUGGUAUGCAGUUCACCGGGAUGAUCGAGGUUUGAAAUUAUAUAUACAAGGGAUCAUUUCAUAAAACAGGUAGAUCCCUUGUUUAUGGAAUCUCACAUCUUGAACAAUAGCAUCCGCUGAAUCCGCUCAGCUGAAUAUUAAUAAAUCUCUUAGGUAGCUUGUUCGACUAUACAAGUGUUCAUAUACCUAAAUUUUGAUUUUAACAAGUGACUCUUGGCAAUAUUUGUCAUUUUUUCUUAUUUUUCACAACGUUUUAUUCACAUCUAGCAGUUUACUUCCUUCGUAUUAUUUAUCCAUGUAGGUAUAUUGCUCUACUGUUUGUGACACUGGUCCCUUCAAGCAAACACAGUUAUUUUAAGUAGUAUGUACUUUAAUAAUAAGAACCUAUAUAUUUCCUGCAGUUUAUUUUUUUUUUAUUUAAUUAGUUAUUAACAAAUUAGGGUCAAAAAACGGUCAGUUUUCGCUUUAUUUCUCUAUCACUAAAAAGUUAAACAAACAAAACAAUUGGAGAAUAAGAAACUUAUAAGCCAUAUAAAAGCCGAAGUAGUACCAUAAAAAUGGUAUACAUUUUUAUUCUAUAUAAAAGCCUUCAAAAUAAUGCUUUUUAAAUAUCUCUAACCAUAUUUGCUGCUUGGAAUUGCAAAAUAAUUUUUUUAUAUGUUUAAUGUUAAUAACUAGUAAAAAAUUAACCUAAAACUUUCAUUACAUGGAAUAUUGCGUAUUGUGAUGCUUAAAAUAAUCUCAAAAUUUCAAAAAGAUCGGAAAAUAGUUUAUAAGUUAUUUUAUUUGUUUACCCCAAUUUAAUUUUUUUGCAACAACAUACCUAAGUAAGUCACAAAAUAAUAAAAGUCACAGUAGUUCUGCAAGUAACUUAUGAAAGAAGAAGGUUUAUUCUAUGAAUAAUAUUAAAAACACAUGAAGCAAGGUAAUUGUAAAUAUUGCAAAAUUAUUUAACACUUUAUUUAUUUAAAGAAUGAAUGUUCGUAAUGUACAUACAACUUAAAAAAAAAGAAACGUCGAAAUCCACAAGCAAGAACCAGACAUAGAGUUAACAGCUCAUUCCACUCAAUCGCUUUCGCGAAUUUCAAAGUUAGAUGAUUUUGAGGACCACAUUAUGAAUCUUUGUGGACAAUUCCUUUGAAAGGAAGUCGUUUUAGAAUUGGGCACGAUAAAACUUAAAUAACAUACCAACUAAAAUAUGUUAUUUCAAAUGAUGGCCAUUAUGUAUCUUAAUUAUUAUAAACAAAGCUAGUAUGAAUUUAAAAAAUGGGACUAAUUCCUUCACAAAUUUUCCUAGGACAACGUCUUUUAAAAUUCGUAAAAAAUUUAAUUUUCCAAACAUGGAAAAAUAAUUUUCUUGUAGGUACCUAAUGGUUAAAAGACAAUUAUAAUUGUGUUUAAGCAAAAAAUCAACAUGUUAUUGCAAAAUUUUCUUCAUUUUUUUUAAUAAGCUUCAUGGAAUAAACCUUCUUUCAUAAGCUAGCCGUUGAAUUACUGUAGCCUUAUUACUUUCUGACCAUAUUGUUGCAAAAACAAAUAAUUUGAGAAACCAAAUAAAAUAUGUAACUUUUAAAGUAUUUGACCCAACGCUUUGAAAUUGUGGUAAUAUUUUAAGCGCCACACUACCCAAUAUUGCAUAUUAUAUGAAGGUACCAGAUUGAUAUUGAGGACAGUUAUCAACAAGCGAAAGUUUUGCUUUAAUAAAAUAAUUAAAUAAUAUUAAAAACACAACUUUAUAGGGACCAAUUUUUUGGUAACACCUUCAUGGUCUCUAAAAUUUUACAAACCAACGAAUUACUGGAACAAAGAAGGCUGAGUGAGAUCUAAGAGCAUCUCACUUCUCGCCUGUCUAGCGCGAUAAAAUUCCAACGAAAAAUGGUCCCGCAUACUCACAAUAGAAGUAACACUAAUAUAAAUAAAUAAUCAUUUCGUUGUAAAACGAAACAAACUAAAAUAUAGGACGGCUCUUUUUUCAUUUUAGAACGAAAUGAUUGUUUAUUUACAGUUAUUAGCGUUUUAUAAAAAAUCGAUAUUUGUGACUUUCUUUUAAUUUUCUAAGCAAUAAAUAAGGAUAUAAACAUUUAGAACACGCCAUUUUGAAGGGUUUUAUAUGACUUAUAAGCAUCUUUAUCUCAAAUUUGUUUCAAAUGCUUCGCCUUUUAUUUAUAGACGAAAAAAGCGAAAAAUGACCGUUUGUUGACAAUAAUUUAUUAAUAACUCAUUAAGUCCAAACUGUCGACUUCAGGAAACAUAUAGAUUCAUCUUAUAAAUACCGAUACUACUCAAAACAACUGUUAUUUGCUUGGAGGGAUCAGGGUCACUGCGUAAACAUAAUUUUUUAGUAACAUUGUUAGUAUUUUAUUUGCCUAAUUUUAACAACAAUGUCUUCCUGCUUGUUAAAAACAGCUAAAAAGGCAUUUAAAAUCAUACAAAGAACCCCUGCAAUGCCCUGCAUACUACCAUUCUACUUGUUCGUUGACUACUACUUUAAUCUAUGAAAAAAUAUGUUGUUUAUACAACUGUUCACCAAAACAUGUUAAGUACUACUAACUAAUUUUAGGUAUCUAGGAUAUUGAGCAUAUUUUAAUACAUUUCUGUUGGGUUUUAAUUUAAUGUAUAAUAUGUCUUUUGUUAAAUGUUUUGAUGUUACUUUUAUUUGAACGGUCCAAAACGUCUGUUCGGUAAAACUGUUGGAAGAUGUUUAAUAAAGAAAAUAUCAUAUAGGUAGACCUAUAUAUAGACUAUAUAUUUUAUGUUAAAUAAUUUUCAUUGGUAACUUUAUUACAUGUUAUUCGAUAAUUUGAUAAAUACGCAAUUGUGCUUGACAAAAAUUAAUUAGGUAAAGACAGGCACUUGAGAAAUCGACAAUUAAUAAAAAUCCACAACAAUAUUACUGCCAGAUCAAAAAAAUAACACGUGAAUAUUUAAAGGACACCGCACACAUCUUAUGGAAAAUAUAAUGCCAGUCAAAUGCAAUACAAUUUACAUAAAUAGGUUUGUCUCGAAAUUACAAUCAUUUCAUAUCAUUGCACCAACUCUGAAUUUUGAUCAAUAAUGGCUAAAAUUGAUAUAAAUAAAUCUAAAAUCCAAUUUUAGUGAAAACUAAAAGAUUUAGAGACCUUUAGGACCUAGUUGCCCGCACAACACGUAAGCUAGAAGAAAUGUAUAUCACCUUCUUAAAUGCCUUAAAAAUAUGGGCCUGCAAGUAAAUGAGGAGAAAACUAGGAUGAUGGCAUCAACACCCAACAAUAGAGCCAGAAACAUCGGUCACCCAUUCACGGUUGAUAACUCUACCUUUGAAGUGGUGGACAAAUUCACAUACUUAGCCUCCCUGAUCACCAAGGAGAACGUUAUGGCGGAAGAAAUCAAGUGAACGAUAAUCCUAGCAAACAAAUGCUAUUUUGGACUGAGUAGACAUAUGAGAAGCAGAAACUUAAGCCAAAAAAACAAAAAGAACCAUAUACAAAACCCUUAUACAACCAGUGUUGACAUAUGGAUCAGAGGCAUGCAUCAUUUCCAAGGCAGAUAAAAACCUUCUGCUUAUAUUUAAACAAAGGAUCCUGAGAGGAAUUUCGGUAGCAUCUGUGAAAAUGGUGUCUGGAAGAGGAGGUACAACUACGAGGUAUACCACAGAUAUAAACAAAAAUUUGGUGGCAAAGACGUAGUAUCUCUUAUAAGAAAGAUGGGCAGGACAUCUAGCAAGAUCACAGCAGAACAACCCUCCUAGAAGAAUCCUUAUGCCACAACCUGUGGGAAGUAGAAAUAGUAGUAGGCCAAAACUCAGAUGGAAGGAUGGUGUGGAUGAGGAUGGGAGAAAAAUAGGCGCAGCAAACUGGCAACGGCUGGCAAUGGAUAGGACUGACUGGCGUAAUAGACUUGGGAGGAAGGUCGAGGCUCUUUUAUAGGGCUGUAGCACCAUUGAUGAUGAUGAAAAGAUUUUGAGAAAACAGAUUUAGUGUGUCGGCAGUUCAUAAAUCUUUCUGCAGAUAUGAAGGCAAAUAUCUCAUAUCUGCAGAUAGUAUCAUUUCUCUAAUCGGCUUAGCUCACGCUGGAUUAAGCUGUUAAUAGCUACUAAACUAGUAGUAUUUAUGAAUAUGACAGUUUUAUGGACUUCAAAAAUGUGAUUUCCAUAAACUAUAAUUACGAUUUACACGUUUAGAGUUGGUGCAAUGAUAUGAAAUGAUUGUAAUUUACAGACGAAUAUAUUCAUGUACAUUGUAUUGCAUUUGAUUGAUAUUACAUUUUCCAUAAGAUGUGUGCGGUGUCCUCUCUCGACCUCAUUGUUUUCUUUCUUUUUCUUCAGGGGGGAAUAAAGUUACUCCUGUAAAUGCAAUUAGCAAACAACUUGGAUAUAUUCUUUUAUUCCAGGCUUAUUACGUUUCCUUUCGGCUUGUCGUUAUUGUGAGUCGCAGCAUCUAUAACAAUAAAGGGUAUUAGUGGUAAAAGCAAGUGCUCUUGUCUUACUCCUGCAAACAGGUGUAGGUACAACGAUAAUAUGUUGCUACCUAGCUUAGGUUUCUAACUCAUUACAAGUUUGUCAAGCUCAAUUAGGUUCUAAAGUUUUUCCACGGCUUUUUUACGUAUUAUACAAUAUAAAUAAGAAAUAGAAAAAGAAUAAUAUAAAAAUAAUAAAAAUUAUUUUAUAAAAAUACAGAGAUACUAAUAAACGACACAAAAUAAACUUUCAAAACAGUUUUAUCAGCACCACAUAUAGUCUGAUCAAAUAAAAUUACAAUACACGUAAAUUAAAAUUUAAUUCCGUACAGGUUGGAACAAAUUUUAUGUCAAAGUUUAGAUGAAAACAACAGAUAUUUUCAAGAAAGCAUGAUUUAUAUGAGGGGAGCAUUGUUUAAAUAAUGAAAAAUGACUCAUUUCUGCAAACAAUUUAAUUUUUUAACUGCUGCGUUAAUUCAUGUUUUUAUAAUGGUUUUUGCGAUUUUUUUUCUGCAACGUUGAAAUAAAAAGCUUUUAUAUAAGGCUUACUAAGUUAAAUUUGACCCUUAGCUAAUUUAAAUAAUUAUAAAUAAAACUUGAAAAACUUUCCAAAAAAAUAUUAUUUGGAUUAUAAAUAAGUUCUAUCGAGUAUUUUAAUUUGUAGGAAUAGUUGCGUUAUGUUACCAAUAUAAAGCAACAAAAAAAUUGGUUGACAAAAUAUUAACAAAUAAUAUUGUUUGGAAUAAAAAAUUAUGGUCUGAUAUGUGCAAUUACAUCCUUCUAAUGGAAAGAAAAUAUUUUAAGAUUUUUCUCAAAUUAUGGAUACCAACAACAUUUUCAUUUAUAACUCUUUUAUUCUUAAUUUGACGAAGAAAAGUUAUUCUUCAUAAAAAGCUCUUCAUGUUCUAAGAUUUAUGAUGCAAUCAUCAUAUAUCAAAUUUUAUUAAUUUUAUACGAGGUAUAUAAAAAUAUGAAUUUCGAUCAAGAGUAAAGUACCUUUAUAGUUCAUAAAAUUUAAAUUAGAAUGAUAUAAUUGCACAUUAAAACAUAAUUAUUAAUUCUAAACAACUUUUCAUUAUAGCAAUUUUCCAUAUUAUGAAUUAAAAUACGUAAAUAAACAAAGUUUUCGUUAUGAUAUAACGAUCUGAUGGACAAGAGGUCAUGAAAGCUGAACCAGAAGGAUCAGGACGAUAUUAUCCUUAGAUGGAAUAAAGGAAUGACCGAAGAUAGAAAGGUCCAAUCGCCUACAUUGACGAAACAAUGGCCACGUUGCUCAGUCGGAAGAGAUGUGGGCAUGGUUCUUUGGGUUGGGCUUCUGUUACAAUGAUAGAUGUUAAACGAAUAAACAAUGGUAUGCGAAUAGAGCUAAUGAAACGACGAUAAACAAAAGAUAAAUAGAUAACAUUAACUGAUGGUUUGACACUUGGACUCUAAGGAAACGGAAAUAUAGGGCGCCAGGUAUUUUGACCAAAAAAUACUCAAAGGAACAAUAAUUAACGCAACAUAACACAACAAUAACAAAUUAGCAAGAAUGCUACGAUAAGACAUCAAUGUACUAAUCUUGAGCUGUAAAAAAAUUAAAUAAAAUACGACAUCGUAAGUUUCAAUGUAACAUUUAUUAAAAUACUCUACGAAAUCUCACUAUUUACACAAUACGUACAGUGUAUACGCAGUAUAAGAUCGCCAACAACAAAAUUAAGAAAUCAAAAAAAUACCUAAACCGUUAAUCUAUAAGACAAAAGUUGGCGACAUAAUAACAAUCACUGCAUAUAAAUUGGUGUAUUCACCAACACAGUAAUACCAAAAAAUGGAAUGUAAGUGAACGAAUAUAACUAUUAAUUAUUAACUCAAAAAAAAUGAACUGAAGUUACUCGAAAAAAUAAAAAAUCCAUACUCUAAAUAAAAACUAGCAAUUUUACCGUUCACUUACAACAAAAAAAGAAAGAGCUCUUUGUUUAUAUUUAUACCUAUCUAACAAUACUUAAUAACACUCUAAUAAUACUCAGAAAAAUAUCUACAUAAUGUAAAUGUUUAUAGUUUAAAUGAUCACCCAUUUAAAAAUAAAAAGAUAAUCAUCAACUUCAUACUAAAAGUAUGACCUACUUUUCAGAAUGUCACUAUCACAAACUGGGCGAAAACUUUAGGUCAUUGAACUUAUUUCACGAAAGAACACAAAAUUGUCCUUGCCCUGGACAUAACAAAGGCGUCUCUACUAACUUCUUCAAUAAGUAAAAGAUGAGUGACUUACUUAAAACAUCUGUUAGAGGGUAGGAUGGCCCUUUGUAAGCCGACAGGCUCUCAAGGUGUGGAAGAUAGCCAUGAAGAAAUUCAACUUUACGACACAGUCGAAAGAAUAAUAGUAUUUAACAGUGUUCAUAAAAUAGCAGCUGGACAACAUAAUGCAUAGGUGGAAGGUGGAAGGUGAAAGGUGGACCCUUUAAAAAAAAUAGAAAACGCAAUUGUACAAUUAUUGUACAUACCAAUAAACAAUCAUUAAUACUCUUACCUGCCUAAUCGGCGGGGCCCACAAUACACGAACAAACUUGAUCUCACAUAAUGACUAUAUUAACUCAACUCACAAAUGAUGCAGAAUUUUGAGAAUUUGUGGUUUUUAUGAACCUUUGGCGUCCUUUGUUUGUGGUGGGGUUUUAACCAAUCAAAAUUAUGGGAAAGUGUGAGAGAUAUUCAAGAACAGAUUUCCUUACCACUCGUAAAAGGGCUUAGCGAACCUAAUACUUAAGACGAGUUAUGGGAUGCAAGGCCCAUAUCAUUCACCAGAAAGCUAUUAAAGUCUAAUGUUCGACUCUAUCGAUAGCACAUAUGUGUUUCUAAGAAAAACAACGCCGAUAGGGACUCUAGGAUCUAAUCAGUUAAGAUAAAAGCGUGAAAUGAAAGGGACUAGACCAAAAUCUACACUGGGAAAACGUAAACGUUACAAUGAUAAUGCUCGCAUUUUCACCUUUUUAUAUAUAUUUUCGAUAAAUGUAUUGAGAAAUCAAAAUUUCGAUGAAAUUUGCUUUCGCUUGAAAUUUGUUCUAAUGUGUCUUCUUCUUCUUUUUGUAUAGACAUGACUCUGUCUGUUUUCCGAUGUGCCUCUAGCAAGUUGUCGUUCCAUAGUUUUCUUGGUCUUCCUAUUGGGGAACUGUCUCCCGAUGUCCUUACUACACUAUUUGUUGUCAGUCGGCUUAUGUGGUCAUUCCAUUCUCUUCUUCUUUUUCUUACCCAGUUAUUAAUGUAAAGACUGAAAUAGUUUUGUACACACUUAUGAAAACAGGUGAAUAGAGAGAAGUGUAUUUUUGAAGUGUGUAAAUUAAAUAACUCCUAGCUGAGCGCUUUCGGCUUACAAAGCCAUCUUCAGAGCUAUGCUAUAAUAAAAAGGCCUCUAAUUAAUAAUUGAUUUUAGAUUUCAAAGUUUAACUUACGUCAAAAGGUUCAAAAUACCACUAAGAAGAGAGAUAGAUCCCAUGUAUGAUGUAAAAACUGCAUAACAAAUAGAAGUAUUUUUAUAUCAUACAUGGGAUCCAUCUCUCUUCUUAGUGGUAUUUUGAACCUUUUGACGUAAGUUAAACUUUGAAUUCUAAAAUCAAUUAUUCAUUAGAGGCUUUUUUAUUGUAGCAUCCCAAGUAGCAAUUUGUCGACGCGACAACGUUGUCUACCGCGUGGCAACGUUUUGUUACAACGUUGUUAUUGCCUAGAAGACGACCCUAUUCUGCACUAAUUUGGUGGACGAUUUUUGAGUUGUCUUGACGUUGCCUAGGCAACCUCCUAUGAAGCAACAUCGUUUCGUAAGCGUUGCAUAAGAGAACUGAAGCGACUAUAAAAAGAACCUGCGCAUGCAAUGGUUGCUCAAGGAGUCAGACUAGUUAUGUUUUUUACCUAUAUUUUUAACACCUGUAUGGUGAAUGCGAACACCAAAAAGGUAACUAUUUUGACAUCGUAUUAGGUAUUUAAAUUUAUAUAAAUACAUAAAGGACAUAACAAAAUUACCUGAUCUGAAAUUUAUAAACGCAUCUCAGAUUACCGUCAAAUAUGGAUAUUUCACCUUUAAAAAACACACGCGCUACUUUUUUACGACAUUUUUGACAAAAAAUAUGCAAAUUUAAAAAAAUCAAAUUUUAAUAUAAAAGUCAAAAUUUAGGUUAAAGAUGUUCUGUAUAAAUUUAAUGUAUUGAUGGUGCUUUUAAAGGUAUCAGAAAAUGCCUGCAUUUUUUAUAUUCUGUGUUUUCAUUUUCUUUACAUCCCAAAAAUCUCAAGUAAAACCAAACUGGUGCAUUAAACAAUAUUACCAAUAUUACUAAAAAAAUACCUUAUUACCAACCCUAGACCGAUAAGACAACUUAGAAGUCCAAUCGCCAACCAAACCCGGCCGCGCUGACUAUCCCAACCAUUUUAGAACGCACCCUCUUAUUGGGUGACAGAGAGGUCAUGUGACCAGUGUCAAAAGUGUAGCAUUCUCCUUAACAGCGUUGCCACAUUUAGGAGAUUUCUACUUUUUUGGUAGAUUUUUGAUAUUUUUUAAAAUAUUCUAGUAUUUAAUAUUUUUUAGUAGAUUUUCGAUAUAUUUCAACAUUUUGUUAUGACUAAAAUAAAAUUUGCUUUUUAAUAGUAUUUACCCCAUUUCUAAAUUAAUUUUCACACAUUUGGUUACAAUUUCCCAAUCCGAAAAUAAGACCGAAAAUAAGAUUCAGAAUAAAUAGGUCAUUACCGAAAAUAAGAUUCAGGACGUAGAUGAUGAAUAUUACAGAGAAAUGAAACUGGAUUCCUGUGUAACAAACUUGCAGAUUUCAAGUAACAGUGCAAGCAGUAUUUCAGGUGUUAUUGAAGAGUUCUGGCAUUCGGUGAGCCUAUAUUAGAAGUUAACGAUGGAAAACUAAAAUAUCUAAACAUAUGUAACUUUGCAAAACACAAAAUGUUUUGUUCACGUGUUUCUAAUAUUAAAUGCGAAACAAUUGUUUGAAGAAUUUGAUCCAGACAUGCAGCUGUUAAAAUUAGUGGAUGACAAAAUAUUCUAUUAUUUCCCAUUCUAAAUAGUUAAAAAUAUUCUAGUUGUUAAAUGUACCUAUUCAUUUUUUUCGAAUUAUGAGGAAACUAUAAUAAGUAUUUUUGAAAAAUUUAAACGCAGAAUGAAAGACUGCAUUAUUUAGAAAAACCAAAACGUUUCUUUUGAAUGAGAUAUUUGGAAUUAAAAUGGCACUACAUUUUGUCUUUUUUACAUUUUGUCUUUUUUUCACCCCUGUAACUUAUUAAAAUAAACAUUAUAGAAGUUUUCAGGGACUUUCGGUCCUCGGAAUAACGUAAUCUUUCUUUCUGCGUUUAAAUUUUUCAAAAUACUUAUUAGUUUUCUCAGGAUUCGUAAAAAAUGAAAACAUUUAAAAUACAUUGAACAUUUUAACGGGCGACAUUUUGCCCCUAUCCCCUUAAGUUAGCUGUUGUUUUUAUUAUAAAAAAUCCCAAAUAUAUCUCAAAAAUCCUUAAGUAUAUUUUAGUUUUUGAUUUAGUAGAUUUUAGCUAAAAAAUGGUAAUUACCAGUUGUUGUUUUGGAAUAAUUAGGUUUCCAAUUUUUUGGAAUUCCUCUUGGGACAGUUAAGACCGAUAUGCAGAUUACUGUAUAAGUAUACUGUAUUUACAUGGCCUAAAAAGAAUCUACUGAUUUUGUGAAAGGAAAACUAAUGAAAGAGUAAAAACUGACCUGGCAACCCCGUCUAGCAAAGCUGAUACAAAGAUUGAAAGAUUAAGGUUAUUAAAUCUACUGAUAAAACACUGGACAGUGGAAUGGAAACCAGCUAUUAAAAAAAACAAACAAACAGGUUGUUAAAUAAAUCGAAAAUUUCCAGCAAAAUAAAACAUAAUAAUAAUAAAAAAAUGAAUGUGUGUGUACUUUUGUACGCACGUAAGAAGUUAUACUUCUACUACAUAUUAUGUGAUUUUUAAGACAAUACCAAAAAUUUAAAAAAAUUAAAGAAUAAAACGCACACAAACACAUUGAAAAAUGCCACAAAGAAAAAAUUAUUUCUAAACGAUAAUAAUUGUUGGCAAAAAUUUUAAAUACGCAUUCUCUGAAAAAAAAAUUAUAUAACAAAUAUACUUACAAUCAUAAAAUGGAAAAAAAAAUAAAAAAAAUAAAAACUUGCAUCGGGAAUCGAACCCGUGAACUUCAUGCCGCCUUCAUUCGUAAUCGAAGCCCAGACUCACUCGUCCAAUCCCACAUUAUUUCUCAUGUGGAAAAAUAGGGUAACUGAACGAUUUACUGUUUGACAGUUGUUUUAAAUAUAUGUAAUUAUGUAGUUUAAAUCUUGUGGAAGAAAAUAUUAAAUAACAAAACAGUAAGAAAACAAUAUAUUAGAUGAAAAUUUGUAGAACUUUUGUUGGUAAUCAAAUUAAGUAUGUAAAUCAAAGCAUUACAUACCUACUAGAUAAAUAAAUCUACGCCAAAAUAUAAUUUAAAAAUCGGACCUAAUUUGGGAUUUCUCUCUAAAAUCCCCAUUCUUGAGAAAAUAAAUGUAUGUAUUCCAACCUAAUCCAAAUGUUUAAUUACAAUAUGAUUAUAAUAAAAACUACUUACCAAAUUAGAAUGAGUUUUCCUUGUCCAAAAUAGUCCAAAAAUAUAGGUAUAUGAAAACUGUUUAAAAAGGCAGUAUAACUAUUAACUAACGUUGUUUCUUUUCACACAAAUUUCAAAACGCAACAACCAUAAAUAAUCAAAAUACAAUAGGUUCGCUUUCAAGAUGCAGUAGAAAAUAAACAAACCAAGACACGUUAAAUGCUACUAGGAGCACUUCCGAAUCAUAAUUUACAAUGUAUAAACUUUGGAAAUCAUGAUUUGGAAUGUACAAUGUAUAUACAUUGUAAAUUAUGAUCCGGUUGUGCUCCUAGUGGCAUUUAACGUGUCUUGGUUUGUUUAUUUCUAUUUCUACUGCAUCUUGAAAGCGAACCUAGUGUACAGCUGUGCCACAGCCGCCAUUUGGAAUAAUUUUUGACAUGUCAUUUGAACAUCCAAUCAGAACAAAGUUAUAAUGCGCAUGCGCCGGGCUGAUAGGUUUUAACAUAUAAAAAUUCACCCUCUAUCGCCGGUAAAGAAGUAUAACUUCAAAAAUAAGGUUAUAAAGUAAAUUCUUUUUCUCCUUCUGAAGUUGCCGCAAAGGUGUCACACACCUAGAACAACACCUAGGGUCGUCACAGACAACUUCAGAGUCGGCCAGAAAACCUAAAUCGGCCAGGGCGUAAAUUAGUUUAGCAUUAUAACGUUUUUAAGUCGUUGCGAUUGUUGAAAAAACUGAACUGUGAUAUGUAGUUGUCACAAUGGUAAUAAAUUAGUUGCCCGUAUAACUAAAGAUAUUACUUAAAGUUGUAACAUCGUAAUGUCAGUCGGGAUAGGGGACGUUGGCCGAAACAACUGAAAAUGCUCUCGGGCAACGUUAUAUACAGUGCAUUUGUUUGUACUGACAACCAAUGUGUCGAAAAAUUGCUACUUGGGAUAGCUCUGAAGAUGGCGUUGUAAGCCGAAAGCGCUCAGCUAGGAAUUAUUUAAUUUACACACUUUAAAAAUACACUUCUCCCUAUUUACCAGUUAUUAAUGUUGUCCACCUUGCAUCUCAGUCGUAUAUCUGUACUUGUAGCUCUACUCCAUAGAGUCUUACCAUCGUUUUUUCGAAGGGUUUUCAUCUCCGCUGUUUCGAGCAAUCUUUUUGUCGUCUCUGUGUCGGGUCGUGUUUCUGCCGCUUAUGUCAUUAUUGGUCUGAUCACUGUUUUCUUCCUUUGUUUUUUUUACGAUAUCUUUAUUUCUCAAUAUUUUUUCAUUCAGGCAACCUGCGCCUCUGUUUGGUCUCUUCACUCGAUCUUCCAAUUCUGUUUCGAGCCUUCCGUAGCUAGAUAGUGUGAUUCUUAGAUAUUUAAACUCCAUCACUUGUUCUAUUAUCUGCCCCUCCAGUUCCAAUUUACAUCUUAUUGGAUUUGCUGUUAUACCCAUGUAUUUUGUCUUUUUUGGAGAAAUUAACAUGUUAAAUUUUCCGGCGGUUAAAUUAACAUGUUAAAUCGGUGCAGCAUACGUUGUAAAUCAUCUUUACUUUGAGAGAUUAGUAUUACAUCGUCUACAUAGCAGAUUAUUUUAAGUUGUUUUUCUCCCAUUUAGUUGUUACUUUUUUAUUGUUUCAUCCAUAAUCAGGUUGAACAAUAAAGGACUUAAGGAAUCCCCCUGUCUUAUCCCAUUGCCAGCUUUAAUUGGAUCAGUUAGUUCAUCUUUUACUUUUAAUUUUGUUCUAAUGUGUGUAUGACUUAUUUUUUUAAUAACGUCGCGGGAAUUAAAAAUUUUGAAAUGCAAUAUCAACAUUCGUGUUCCUGAACAUGUCCAAAAAUGAGUAAUAUUUCAAUAUUUCAACAAUGAUGUCUUUAAUAUAGAUCACCUAUGUACUUUCUUAAAAAUAUGUUUUGUUUGCAUCUAAAUUUUAAUAUAAAAUGUUUCCCAACCUGUACUGAAAUACAUUUUGAUUUUAUUUUAUUUGAUUAGGCUAAUACCGUUACCGAAAGAAAAACCUUGAUAAAAUUUUAUAAAAAUAUCAGUUACGGCUAUUCCUAGGCUGCCCUUUUUCUAAUAAUAAUAUUAAUACAAUACUUACCUACUAAAACCUAUGACGUAAUUGUGAUAUAGAUUAAAUAAAAUCUGUUGAAAUUUUAAUUAAAUAAUGUAUAAAAAGUAAUAAUUCAUGUAUUAGGUAAUUAGUAAAUAAACUUGCUCGUUUAUGA